UCAAUUCUUGAAAGAGGAGAGAGAAAGAGAGAGAGUAGAGCCUAGAGAGAGAGAGACGUUGCGGGAAGAAAGGAAUAGCAGAGAAAGAAAGAGACAGAGAGAGAGAGAGGGCAGAGGGGUUUGGGCUUCUGGGGAGUGUUGUUUGUGCGCGUGUUUCAGGUGCGUGUGAAUUUUUUGAGAAGGAAUGGAAGUUCUUGAGGGGGUUUGAGGAGAGAUGGAUAGGGGCAAUCGGGCAUGGUGACGGUGUGCUUAGAGGAGGAGAUUUGGAGGAUGAGAAAUCACAAGCUACGGACUGUGAGAGAGCUCUACGAUGCUACUGAUGAGGUUUUGGAGCCGAAGAUUUCACCAGUCUUGCAUGGGGGUUGUCGCAUACAAGGGCCUCAAGAUGAGCCAUGCUGUGCUGUUGAGACAAAUAUGGGAUCAUUUGAAGUUGAACACACGCAUGGUAGCUGUUUUUCUAAUGAGAAAUUUCAUGUGAGAGCUGAACCUGGGACAUGCAAUCUGUACUCCAUCCCUUGCUCAUCCUGUAUGCAUCUCAAUCAAAUGACAUCGCAAAUAGGAACAAUGGCUAGCGAGUUUCUGAAAGAAGCCUGUCAGGGAAAGACACCUAGUCACUGCUAUUUUCAUGAUACUGGCCUAUUAUCUCCUUCUAAAAGCAGUGUAUGCAAUGAUAGGCAGCAUGCAAGUAGUGAAACAAGCAACCUUCUCAGUGUGUGUUCAAGUCAUGAUCCAUUCUCUGAAAACGCAGAAAGUAAAGCUACUGUGAGGCAUUUGGAUAUGCCUGAAGACAUGAAGAUGCUUAGUAAUGUGACUACUGGAAACCCUGUUGCAAAAAAUCAUGGUGUUUUGGAAUCCCAUGAUUCACAUAGCUUUCAUGGUCAUGAGUGCCAUGGUGAUAGCAUCUCAUGCAUCAGUGCUUCUGAUGGUGGAAAUGUGAUGAUUUCUGAUCAUAAUGGUGAAACACAGCGGAAGAAUUUGCCAUGUGGUUCUGCUUCAGUUAACAGUUUAUCUGUAGAACUUUCUGGAAAAGCAGUGAGUGGAUGCCCUGCUUCAAAACUGGGUAGUGGUCAUUGCAAAGUAGAAGCACUGCAACCAGCUGCCAUUUUUCCCAACAAAUCAGACCCAUCAGAGGUUACUUCCUUAAGGGAUCUCUAUGCUGUUGCUAGCUCACUAAUGGAACCUUCUGAGUCUUCCAUGGAACCAGUGGGAUCAUCAUUGGCAAAAUUGGAAGCCAACAGUGUGGAUGGCCACAAGCAUAAUGCUUGUGAAAAUGAGCCUGAACCUGUGGAGCCUACGCAUGAAGCUGUGAAAUGUUCUGAUGAAGAUGGAUCUCUUGAAAAAUUAAGUUCUUUGAUUGAGGUAUGCAGAGUGCAGGAUCCCCCAUUGCAAUCGCACCUCGUUGGCCAUCCUGUCAGUUUGGAUAUUGUGGAGGAUGAAGUAAAAGUUUGUGAUAUUUGUGGGGAUGUAGGUCGGGAAGCAUAUCUUGCUGUCUGUAGCAAGUGCAAUGAUGGGGCAGAGCACAUUUACUGCAUGCGUGUAAAGAUGGAAAAAGUUCCUGAUGGUGAUUGGAUUUGUGAAGAAUGCACGCUUGAGUAUAAAACUGAAAAGCAGAAGCCAGAUAAAAUCGAAAAAGUAAUAGGAGCUUCCAUAGGAUCAUCCAUAAUUGAAACAUGUAAUUCUGAUUCUAAGAUUUCUACAAGAGUGGAUGUCAAAGAUUCAAAUGUUGAGAAAAGCAUAGAAAACAAAGUUAAUUUUAUUUCUCAACUAUCUGCCAAGAGACCUGCGGAUAAUUUAGAAGCCACCUCAGUGACAAAAAAAAGAGCUUUUGAAACAACUGAUAGAACACCGAGGAGAUUGAGCCCUCGCGGAAAAGGUUUCUUGUCCAGGGAUUUUUCAUCAAAAAAAUUGGGUUAUAAUUCUCCAAGUGUUCAACCACGGCUUCAGACAUCACCUGGUGCUCCCUCCAAGUCAAAUACAGUUAAGGUUCUUGAUUCAAAAAUGAAAGUUCAACUACCAAAGGAAGACAUUAGAAAGAUAAAAAUCAUCAGUGAUAGUGCUACCACUGACAGGAAAAAGGAGGGCGUUGUCAGAAUGAUGAGCAAAUCUUUGUCAUUUAAUGGUGCCAGGUCUACCACUGGCAGAAAAGAGGAUGGCUUGGUUAGAAUGAUGAGUAAAUCUUUGUCAUUUAACAGUGCCAGGUCACGCUGUCCAAAUGCGACUGAUGCAAAAGUUAAGAUGCUUUCUCCGAAGUCAUAUAAUUUUGAGGAUUUGAAGAGAUUAAGACUUGGAAAAGGAAAGAAUUCAGUUCGGAUGAAGAAUUCAUGUAAGCUAGAUCAUCCUCCUGCAAGUUCUGCAAUGGUUGGUUCUGUUUCUUCUGCAUUAAAGGCAGACAAGAAAAUUGCAUCUCAUCAUGAAACUAAGUCACUGGUUUCUUCUGGAAGCAAUUUGCGGGGUCGGGAGGCUGUUCCUAGUCAUGGAACUUCUAAUUCAUUAAAAUUAUCUGCUCAUCUUCCUCAUAGAGGUUCAAAGCUUUCACAUGACAUGGCUGGAUCUGGAGUGAAGAGCAAGUCCUCAUUUUCACUGAAAGCAGUUGGUGCUCCCCCUUCUACUAGUUGCCUUGAUUCUUCUCACAAACCGAAGCCAAGAAAAGUUCUUUCUAAGAAUGAAUUGCCCAAAAAGCGGAACCGUCCAACCCAAACUGAUGGUUUAUCCAUGCCAAUCCUCAAUUUGAAGGGCAGAAUUGCUUCAAAAGAUCGAUUUUCUUCGAACACAAUUUGCUGUCCUUCUGGUGCAACAAAUGAAGAGCAAGGUAGAGAUGUCAAUGUUGUUAGACGGAAUGCUGAGGCCUCCACAGAAUCAGUAUUUGCUACCAAAGCAACGAAGUCUAAUGCUGAUAUUCCAUUCGCAGCAAAGUCUGAUGCUGAAGCCUUCACAGAAUCAGCAUUUACUACCAAAGCAACGAAGUCUAAUGCUGAUAUUCCUUUGGCAGCAAAGUUUGAUGCUGAGAUUCCUUCUUCUGAAGAGCAUUAUGGCAGAAGCUUUCCUAGACUUGCUUCUAUGAUGGCUGUUCCAGAGAUUGAUUACAUAUGGCAGGGCGGAUUUGAGAUGAAGACGCAUGGAAAGCUUCCAGGUUUUUGUGACAGGAUUCAAGCACAUUUGUCAACUUGUGCGUCACCAAAAGUGCUUGAAGUAGUGGAGAAGUUUCCUUGCAGGGUCCUUCUGGAGGAAGUAUCUCGCAUUAGCACAUGGCCAAUCCAGUUCUCAGAAAAUUGUGCUACAGAAGAUAACAUUGCCCUGUACUUCUUUGCGGAAGAUUUUGAGAGCUAUGGGAGAAACUAUAAGAGCUUGUUGGAAUGCAUGAUUAAGAAUGAUUUAGCUCUCAAAGGAAAUGUUGAUGGGAUUGAGCUGCUGAUAUUCUCAUCAAACCUGCUUCCUGAAAAAUCCCAGCGUUGGAAUAAUUUGUAUUUCUUAUGGGGUGUGUUUAAAGCAAGGAGAACAAAUUACCCAGAACAAAAUUCUUCGCCAAAAAUGAUAUUUGCCUCCGGCUUUGAUGGGACACUCAUGGAUAAAAACACUGAUGAUGAUGCACAGGGGGCAUCAAGUUAUGCUGCCUCGCAGGAAUUGCCAUCUUUUUCUUCCGGAAGAAUAGAUGCAAUAAGUGAACCCAAAGUCUUUUCUCCUAAUAAGAAGCUUUCAGAUUUGCACAAAAAUUUUGGUCAGCAACCAAUCAGAGUUGAUGCUAUUUCGUUGUCAAGUCUGGCAGUGAGAACUGAGCCAUUCCCAUCAUUUAUGAAUAUGCAAUGCACAAGCACACCCCUGGAACCAUCUAAGGAUCCUGUGACAAGGAAGGGAGGAUACACACCGUGCCUGCAUACUGGUAGCAACAAUGACAAGGAUUGUGGUGUGGUUGAUGUAGGAAGGGAAUGUAAGAAGAUGAAGAGCUUCCAUGGAACACGUGAACAUGAUGACAUUGAAGGCAUAAUUUGCUCGAGUGGUGGACUUUCCUCCGGGAUGGUUAGUAUUGAUCCUAGUUCCCCCGUUAAGGAUCAGAGAUACCAUGCAGCUUGCGGUGUGGAGAUUAUUCAGAACUCAAGAACCACCAGUAGCUGUAGCUCUCUAACUUCUGUCGAUCGAAGCUUGCUGGAUGAUGGGUGGGGGGAAAAGUAUGCACAUUCGCAGUUGAAAGCCCAUCUAGCGGAUGAUGAGGGCCAGAUGGGAUCUCCAGCUCUAAAUCUCGAGCUUUCACUGGGGAGUGAAGAAACAUCCAUGAAAAGGGGAGUCUUGCCUUCUUUUUCUCAGAUGAUGGACAAGAAAAGUAACCGAGAAAAAUGGCCAGCAUUGUCAUACACAAAUAAUGAUGCUGAUCGUGGUGACAAGCUCUCGGACUCGCUCUCUCUUUCUCUAGCAUUGCCUCGGUGACGGCUUUUAGAACUGUUGCACUGUAAAUAGUAUAGCUGGCCUGACAUGGAUAUGUUUUGGGUGUAUAAAAAAGGAUCUGGCAACGUUGAUCUUUAUAGUUUAUACAGAACCAGUUUUCCAUCUUCCAACCGAAGCAGUUUUUCUUUGUUCUUGUUUGUUGCAGAUUAAUGCAGGACAUGAGAUCUAUGUUCAUCAAGGAUUGUGAUACCUCUUUCUUGGGCA
Malania oleifera is the source of this 4641-nucleotide messenger RNA. RefSeq lists its product as uncharacterized. The transcript is spliced from 13 exons. Lineage: Eukaryota; Viridiplantae; Streptophyta; Magnoliopsida; Santalales; Ximeniaceae. Bases 235 to 4419 code for a protein of 1394 amino acids. The record is from RefSeq and is a predicted model, not a curated record.